ACUCCCCCCACCCCAGCCCUGGGCUGGGCCCAAGGCUCUCUGGAAGCCACAUGCCUCCCUCCCUGUCCUCCCCCCAAACCCUGCCAGCUGAUUUCAUUUGCCUGACGUCAUUGGCCCUACCCUUCCCUGUCAGUGCCCCCCCCCCGCCCCGUGCCCCCUCCAGUCGGGGCCAGGCCAGGCCAGCUCCUCUGGCAGCAGAGCUGGGGCAGGUGACGGGCGGGUGUCGCAGCUGAGGGAGUGAGGAGGCGCCCACAACCGGAGCUGGAAGCCUAGAAGAGGUCCAGUCAGAGCCCAACAGGAGCCCGAGCCGCCCCUCAACCUGUCAGCCAUGGGGGAGAUGGAGCAGCUGCGGCAAGAAGCGGAGCAGCUCAAGAAGCAGAUUGCAGAUGCCAGGAAAGCCUGUGCCGACACUACCCUGGCAGAGCUGGUAUCUGGUCUAGAGGUCGUGGGACGAGUCCAGAUGCGGACCCGGCGGACCUUGCGGGGACACCUGGCCAAGAUCUAUGCCAUGCACUGGGCCACGGACUCCAAGCUGCUGGUAAGUGCCUCGCAAGACGGGAAGCUGAUCGUGUGGGACACAUACACCACCAACAAGGUGCAUGCCAUCCCCCUGCGCUCCUCCUGGGUCAUGACCUGUGCCUACGCCCCGUCAGGGAACUUCGUGGCAUGUGGGGGGCUGGACAACAUGUGCUCCAUCUACAGCCUCAAAUCCCGGGAGGGCAACGUCAAGGUCAGCCGGGAGCUCUCUGCUCACACAGGUUAUCUCUCCUGCUGCCGCUUCCUGGACGACAACAACAUUGUGACCAGCUCCGGGGACACCACAUGUGCUCUGUGGGACAUCGAGACUGGGCAGCAGAAGACCGUGUUCGUGGGACACACUGGGGACUGCAUGAGCCUGGCUGUCUCUCCGGACUUCAAACUCUUCAUUUCGGGAGCCUGUGACGCCAGCGCCAAGCUCUGGGAUGUGCGAGAGGGGACCUGCCGGCAGACCUUCACGGGCCAUGAGUCCGACAUCAAUGCCAUCUGCUUCUUCCCCAACGGAGAGGCCAUCUGCACGGGCUCGGACGACGCCUCCUGCCGCCUGUUUGACCUGCGGGCAGACCAGGAGCUGACCACCUACUCCCACGAGAGCAUCAUCUGCGGCAUCACAUCUGUGGCCUUCUCCCUCAGCGGCCGCCUGCUCUUCGCCGGCUAUGACGACUUCAACUGCAACGUCUGGGACUCCAUGAAGUGCGAGCGUGUGGGCAUCCUCUCUGGCCACGACAACAGGGUCAGCUGCCUGGGGGUCACAGCUGAUGGGAUGGCUGUGGCCACUGGUUCCUGGGACAGCUUCCUCAAAAUCUGGAACUGAGGAGGCUGGAGGAGGGGGAAGAAAAAGACACGAAGACACUCAGCUGCCCCCUCCCCUGCCCAAUUUCUUGAAGGUUUCUUAAGAUUUUCUCUUCUACACCCCAGCUGCCAUUCCUGCCCAGCUUUCCCCUUGGAGGGCUGUGGGGAGUAUGGGGAGUGUGCCUUCGGGAGGCAGCAUCAGGGACACGGGCAGGGAACUGCCCCAUCUCCUCCCAUGGCCUCCCCUCUCCAUGGUCCUGACAGCUUCUUCCUUAAGGAGCAGAGACAACAGACCCCCGCCCCGCCUCGGCAGGCCCACAGGACUUCUUGUCUGAGGCCCCAGGCCCAGGAUUCCACCCCUAGGGCCACCACCUUGAUCUAGACCUGGGUGGCACAGGGUGCUUGGCCCUGUGACUAUGGUUCUGGCACCACGAGGGCCCUGGUCACCCUUUCCUUCAUGCUUUCUCCUUUGUCCACCUUCUUAUCUCUCUUCAAGCACCUGCAAUAAAGUGUAGCGCCCUGGUC
Phacochoerus africanus (Common warthog) is the source of this 1854-nucleotide messenger RNA. It is a transcript of the gene GNB3, whose product is annotated as G protein subunit beta 3. The coding region runs from base 329 to 1351 and encodes 340 amino acids. NCBI's taxonomy places the organism in Eukaryota, Metazoa, Chordata, Mammalia, Artiodactyla, Suidae. Gene Ontology annotation, molecular function: signaling receptor complex adaptor activity; protein binding. The record is from RefSeq and is a predicted model, not a curated record. Gene Ontology annotation, cellular component: heterotrimeric G-protein complex; cytoplasm. The transcript has 10 exons. Gene Ontology annotation, biological process: G protein-coupled receptor signaling pathway.